Punica granatum (pomegranate) is the source of this 1211-nucleotide messenger RNA. The record is from RefSeq and is a predicted model, not a curated record. Lineage: Eukaryota; Viridiplantae; Streptophyta; Magnoliopsida; Myrtales; Lythraceae.
UCAAAUCCAUAUUUUGUUUUUAAUCAACGAAAGCUCGGGUGAGUUAUGGAUCCGAGAAUCUGGAGCAGGCUACCUCAGGAACUCCUCGAGCUCGUCCUCUCGUUCUUGCCUCUCAAGACCUUCUUGAACCUCCGAUCGACCUUACAAUGAGAGGUUCGCUCUGUACGACUCUAUCCACGGGAUUUGGUGCGGUUCCUCGCUCUCUCCCUUGCAGUUGCUCCCAAGCCCUUCAAGAACAUCUACACUCGUGUCCACCUCCAAUGGCCUCUUCUGCCUCUCCCUUCCGAGCUCGUCAUCCUUCGUCGUCUGCAAUUUCAUGACCAAGUCCUUGAGGAAGAUCGACUUCCCCACAUUCCCCUUUUCCUUUGAGCACCUCACCUUCGUUUCCGCCCCGCUCGGCUACAAGAUAUUCAUCACCUCCAAUGCUACUGCCUUCCUUUAUGACUCGAGAUUCCACUCGUGGAGGCGGUUCCGGUUUGACAGCCCUGAUUUCAUCCUGAGCGAUAGCUCCUACCAGGAAGGUGUCUACUUCGAUGGUUCCCUCUACUUCACCGUGUCAAACCGUGGCCCAUCCUCAAUUGUCUGCCUCGACCCAGAGAGCGGGAAGCUGGAGCCUCAGGUCUCCGAUCUGCCCCAGAACAUCACCUUUACGAGGCUCGCCAACGACGGAGAGAGGAAGCUGUAUUUGGUGGGUGGGAUAGGGACUAAUGGCAUCUCCAGGGCGAUGAAGCUGUGGGAGCUGAGUGGCGAAGGCAAGAGGAAGAGGUGGGUCGAGGUCGAGAGCUUGCCCGAGCUGAUGUGCAGGAAGUUCAUGUCUGUCUGUUAUCACAACUACGAGCACGUUUACUGUUUCUGGCACCAAGGAAUGAUCUGCAUCUGCUGCUACACAUGGCCUGAGAUUCUGUACUAUAAGGUCAGGAGGAGGACCUGGCAUUGGCUCCCAAAGUGCCCAUCCCUGCCGGAGAAAUGGAGCUGCGGGUUUAGGUGGUUCUCUUUUCUCCCUGAGUUUUCUGCUGUCGUCUGAGUUACAGUCCGUCUUUUGGUUUCUUCUUGAGGCAUCUAUAUUUCUCCUGGUCCAUAGAAAUAAUUGCUCUUUCUCGAUGAGCAUUGCGGAUGUACCAUAUGUAAAUUUCUAGUUAUAUAUGGAGAUUUUAGAAACAGUUCUCUGGAAUUCGUUAUUGAAAUGCUAAACUGUGUCCCGUUCUGUCUAA